GUCAUUUUUGAAUUUUGAUUUUUGGAUAAAAGUUAGCUGCAUCAAACAUUUGGCUUAUCAUUUUCACAUCUGUUAUCCGUGAAUUAUCGUUAAUUUUGUAAUAGUGAGGAAAUCGCCUCCGUUAGGGAAAAGUAUAAACUAUAAAGUGAGGACUUUUCAGUUUUCACUUUUGUCUUUGCAGCUUUGCUGGCUGAAUUUGCAAAAGCGUAGGAUGGUUUCUUUCCUUCAGUGGUACUCUUUCUGUGAUCCGAACUGCUUGUUCCAAAUCAUUCUUGAGAGAGCUCUCGUGAAAUAGCAGAAAUGUUAACCAGUCGACUGCUGGCAGAAUGCGAGUCAGUGCUCUUCUCGCGGCAUCAACUGGUCCGGAAUCUGCUGGGAAUAUUCCACCGAACAUUGUCGAAUUCGUCGAGCACAGCAGGUGGCCGUGACUUCGACGUGAUUGUGGUGGGCGGCGGCCAUGCGGGCACAGAGGCGGCGUGUGCGGCGGCGCGGAUGGGCGCGCGAACACUUUUGGUUACUCACAAACUGGACACCCUGGGCGAAAUGUCCUGCAAUCCCUCCUUCGGGGGGAUCGGCAAGGGCCACCUGAUGAAGGAGGUGGACGCGCUGGACGGGGUGUGCGGACGGAUCUGUGAUAUCUCGGGCGUGCAGUACAAAGUACUCAACCGCAAGAAGGGACCGGCCGUCUGGGGAUAUCGCGCUCAGAUCGACAGGAAGCUGUACAAAUCCAAUAUGCAAGCGGAAUUGAAAGCCUACCAGAACCUCACCAUCCACGCCGCCUCUGCGGACGAUCUCCUUACCCAGCCCUCCGAGAUUGAUCCCUCUCAGACGACUUGCCGCGGCGUUGUCACUUCCGACGGCACCACCUAUCACGCCAAAUCGGUUGUCCUGACCACCGGGACUUUUCUGCGGGGGGAAAUCAAUAUCGGACUGGAGACACGGCCGGCGGGGAGGAUUGGCGACGCCCCGGCGGUUGCACUUGCGCAGACGAUUGAGAAGGCCGGUUUCACUAUGGCCCGCCUGCGAACGGGCACGCCGCCGCGGUUGGAUAAGAAGACCAUUGAUUUCACCAAGACCGGCGUGUUUUAUGGUGACGAUCCCCCUUUGCCUUUCUCCUUUAUGAAUGAUCGGCCGUGGAUUGCGGCGGACCAGCAGAUGCUGUGCCACAUCACAUACACGCCUGCGGAGUGCAGUAAGAUUGUGCUGGACACGCUGCAUCUGAAUCGGCAUGUGAAGGAAGAAACGCGCGGGCCGAGAUACUGUCCUUCCUUUGAGUCCAAAUCCAUUCGAUUCGGACACUUACCGCAUCGAGUCUGGCUGGAACCGGAAGGCUUUGAUUCGGAGGUAAUCUAUCCGAAUGGGCUGUCUAUGACAAUGCCGGUGGAAUACCAGAUUAAGAUAUUACGAUUAAUUCCUGGAAUGGAGAACGUGGAGAUGUUUCGGUCUGGUUACGGUGUCAUGUACGAUUUCAUCGAUCCGCGGCAGUUGAAGCAAACUCUAGAAACGCACCGCAUGCCGGGCUUGUUUCUGGCUGGCCAGAUAAACGGCACGACAGGUUAUGAAGAGGCCGCUGCACAGGGCAUAGUCGCCGGAAUCAAUGCCGGCUGCAACGCCCUGUACCGGCCUCCUUUUGUCAUCAGCCGCACCGAAGGCUACAUUGGCGUCCUCAUCGACGAUCUCACUCGGCUGGGAGCCACAGAACCCUACCGCAUGUUUACUUCGCGCGCCGAGUACCGCUUAAAGCUGCGACCGGACAACGCCGAUGCGCGAUUGACGGAGAAAGGAAUCAGCGUGGGUUGCAUCGGAGAAGCCCGCCAGCAGCGUUAUGCCACACAGAAAGCGCAGUUAGCCCGGGCAAUGGAGUUGCUGCGAUCCCUGCGAAUGUCGUCCCACAAAUGGGCUUCCAAGUUGAACGUUGAUUUCAACUUGACGAAGCCGGAUGCGCGAAAUGCGUAUCAGGUCCUUAACCAUCCCGACAUCUCGGUGCAGACGCUGCUGAAUGGCGUUGGCGGUGAACAUCCGGAAUUAAAGGAGUUAUUGGAGAUGGACUGGUUGGGACGACGUAUAAAAAUCAGCGCCACCUACGCGGAAGCGACUCGAGACCUGCAGUUGGACAUGGCCCGUGUUCAGGCCGACGAGUCAGUAUUGCUGCCGGUGGACAUUGACUACGAUGAGCGCGGCCUCAAUCUGUCUGGGGAAGUGAGGGAGAAGCUGAAACGCCUGCGACCCGCUUCCUUGGCGGCUUGCAGCCGCAUCGAGGGCAUCACGCCCGAUGCGCUCAUUCGUCUGUUGCGCAUUGCUAAGCGCCGGCCGCCGCCGGUGUCGACAACUUCCGAGGAAGCUGUCAAUGUGGUGAUGUGAUAGGGGAGCGGAUUACAAGUUAGUGGAAAUGUGGGUGGUCCACAUUGUUUGCACAGUGAUAGAUGGGUGGAAUGAUUCGUUGAGUUUGGUAAAUUUAAGAAAGGUGGAUGAUCUUUUUGGUGUUUGUUAUCACAUCUUCGGUGAAAUUUUUUACAGUGUACCUGGUGACUAUGCGGAAGAAAACUCAAAGAUUUGUUGGUUAAAAAUAAACUCUGGGAUUCUGAUUUCUGAAGAAGUACUGCUCUUUCUCCUGAAUA
Paramacrobiotus metropolitanus is the source of this 2618-nucleotide messenger RNA. Its product is annotated as protein MTO1 homolog, mitochondrial-like. Gene Ontology annotation, biological process: tRNA wobble uridine modification; tRNA methylation. Bases 301 to 2361 code for a protein of 686 amino acids. Gene Ontology annotation, molecular function: flavin adenine dinucleotide binding. The transcript has 8 exons. Gene Ontology annotation, cellular component: cytosol. Lineage: Eukaryota; Metazoa; Tardigrada; Eutardigrada; Parachela; Macrobiotidae. The record is from RefSeq and is a predicted model, not a curated record.